AUGCGUAAAAAUUGGAAUUUUUCGCACCUAACUGCGGCUGAAGCUCAGCAGCCACUUGCUUUCUCGUGCUGCCAGCCUGUGAUGAAUGAGUUCACAGAUAAGCGUCCAUCAAGGCCGAUUUCUCCAUCGACUUCGCAACCUUGUGCUGUAGGAAGCAUUGACCGCAUUGAUUUCGGACGAGAGGCUCUGUGUGGCCAGGAAGUUUCUUGUGUCGUGAACACCUCGUGUGAGGAGCAGGCCGAAGACGAUAGAUUGCUGUGCAGGUAG
This is a messenger RNA of Protopolystoma xenopodis, 267 nucleotides long. The record is from the annotation of a GenBank genome assembly. NCBI's taxonomy places the organism in Eukaryota, Metazoa, Platyhelminthes, Monogenea, Polystomatidea, Polystomatidae.